AUGGCGAGUAGUACUGCUAUAGCACGUAACGUUGUGGGCAUUAUUGGCAAUAUCAUCUCUUUCGGCCUUUUCCUCUCACCAACGCCAACGUUUUAUGGGAUAAUAAAGAAGAAGGGGGUGGAAGAGUUCAAGCCAGAUCCUUAUCUGGCAACAAUACUAAACUGUGCGUUUUGGGUGUUGUAUGGAAUGCCGUUUGUGCAUCCUCACAGCAUUCUGGUGCUCACCAUCAACAGCGUUGGACUUGUGCUCGAGUUUGUUUAUGUCAUCAUAUUUUAUAUCUACGCCACCAAAAAGGGAAGGAAGAAGGUAUUGGUGUGGCUUUUGGUGGAAGCUGUGUUCUUCACCGCCAUUGUUCUGAUAACAAUGCUGGCACUUCACGGCACCAAAAGAAGGUCAUUGAUCGUUGGUGUUCUCUGUGAUGUUUUUAAUGUCAUGAUGUAUGCCUCUCCUCUCACCAUCAUGGCAAAGGUCAUAAGAACCAAGAGUGUGAAAUAUAUGCCAUUUUGGCUGUCGGUGACUAACUUCUUAAAUGGUUUGUGCUGGACAACAUAUGCACUCAUUCAUCCAUUCGACAUUUAUGUCUUGAUUAGUAAUGGGCUGGGAGCAGUUUCUGGCGCUUUUCAGCUCAUAUUAUAUGGAUGUUACAGUUCUUGGAGAGAGGAAGAAGCCGUUUCAACGCCAAAUCAUAUCCAGAUUUCUAAUGUCGUCGCGGAUGCAACAAGUGUCAACGUGUGA
This is a messenger RNA of Neltuma alba, 735 nucleotides long. RefSeq names its product bidirectional sugar transporter SWEET6b-like. NCBI's taxonomy places the organism in Eukaryota, Viridiplantae, Streptophyta, Magnoliopsida, Fabales, Fabaceae. Gene Ontology annotation, molecular function: sugar transmembrane transporter activity. Gene Ontology annotation, biological process: carbohydrate transport. The transcript has 6 exons. Bases 1 to 735 code for a protein of 244 amino acids. Gene Ontology annotation, cellular component: membrane. The record is from RefSeq and is a predicted model, not a curated record.